Molecule: messenger RNA, 2149 nt
Organism: Scleropages formosus (Asian bonytongue)
Lineage: Eukaryota; Metazoa; Chordata; Actinopteri; Osteoglossiformes; Osteoglossidae
Gene: tbr1b
Product: T-box brain transcription factor 1b
Exons: 7
Coding region: 65-2098 (677 amino acids)
Biological process (GO): cell fate specification; regulation of neuron projection development; regulation of transcription by RNA polymerase II
Cellular component (GO): nucleus; chromatin
Molecular function (GO): DNA-binding transcription factor activity, RNA polymerase II-specific; RNA polymerase II cis-regulatory region sequence-specific DNA binding
Source: RefSeq, a predicted model, not a curated record
UCGGAACAACAAUGAAUGCAUACACAGACUGAGACUGGUACGAAAGCUGGUUCGCAAUCGAGCUAUGCAGCUGGGCCAUUGCAUCUCGCCGUCGUCUGUCAUGCUCUCCAAGAAGUUUCUGAAUGUGGGCAGCGGUUUCCCCAACUCAGAGGGAUCUGAGCUGGCCGCGCAGGACCACCCUGUUAUGUCCUCCAGUGACAACCUGGAGAGUGGUUCACCUCUGAAAAAAAACUCCAGUGGGAUGACGAAUCAGUCGGAGGGAGACGGUUUUCCUGACUCCAAGGACGCACCGGGGGACGUCCAGAGAAGCAAACUCUCUCCUGUUCUGGAAGGAGUCUCUGAAAUUCGUCACAAUUUCGAUGGAUCUGCUGCAGAACGGUACCUCCUGUCUCAGACGAACCAAGCUCAGCCAGUGUCUGCCUCUCCCGGUGCCAUGUUCCCGUACCCGAGUCAACACGGACCGACGCACCCCGCUUUCUCGAUUGGGAGCCCGAACCGCUACAUGCCUCAUCACCCGGUGAUAACCAAUGGAGCGUACAACAGCCUCUUGACCAACACCUCUCCGCAAGGCUACCCAACAGCGGGCUAUCCCUACGCGCAGCAGUACGGACACACGUACCAGGGGGGGGCUUUUUACCAGUUCUCCUCGACACAAGCUGGGCUGGUGCCUGGCAAAGCCCAAGUCUAUCUGUGCAACAGGGCUCUGUGGCUCAAGUUCCACAGACAUCAGACAGAAAUGAUCAUAACGAAACAAGGAAGACGGAUGUUCCCCUUUUUAAGCUUUAACAUCUCCGGUCUGGAUCCGACGGCUCAUUACAAUAUUUUUGUGGAUGUAAUUCUUGCCGAUCCGAAUCACUGGAGAUUUCAAGGAGGAAAGUGGGUUCCGUGUGGGAAGGCGGACACAAAUGUAACAGGAAACAGGGUUUACAUGCACCCAGACUCCCCCAACACCGGCGCCCACUGGAUGCGCCAGGAAAUUUCCUUCGGCAAACUGAAGUUAACAAAUAACAAAGGAGCCUCAAACAACACAGGACAGAUGGUGGUUCUGCAGUCCCUGCACAAGUACCAGCCCAGACUGCAUGUGGUGGAAGUGAACGAGGACGGCACGGAGGACUCGACCCAGCCCGGCCGGGUGCAGACCUUCACCUUCCCGGAGACCCAGUUCAUCGCGGUCACCGCGUACCAGAAUACGGAUAUCACGCAGUUAAAAAUCGAUCACAAUCCGUUUGCUAAAGGGUUUCGGGAUAACUAUGACACCAUCUACACAGGUUGCGACAUCGACCGACUGACACCGUCGCCCGGCGACUCGCCUCGCUCUCAGAUCGUGCCCAGCGCGAGAUACGCCAUGGCGGGCUCUUUCCUCCAGGACCAGUUUGUCAGCUCGUAUGCCAAGUCGCGCUUCCACCCUGGCGCCGGGAGCGCUCCUGGCACGGACCGCAGCGUCCCUCUUAGCAACAGCUUGCUGUCCCCGCCACAAGCCGACGAGACCGCGGCGGCAUCCCCGCAGCGCUGGUUCGUCACCCCUGCCAACAACCGACUGGACUUCGCCACCUCGGCCUACGACGCCGCCGCCGCCGCCGACUUCGCCGGAAACGCGGCCACCCUGCUGUCUUACGCUGCCGCUGGAGUAAAGGCACUUCCGCUUCCGGCCGCGGGAUGCUCCGGCAGACCCCUGGGCUAUUACGCGGACCCGUCAGGGUGGGGCACGCGCACCCCGCCUCAGUACUGCAGUAAAUCGAGCUCCGUCCUGUCCUGCUGGCCCUCCAACUCCGCAGGAAGCAGGACUAGCGCUUCCAGCUACGCGCUGGACGAAGGGGACAGCUUGACCACCGAGAGGUCUCCGCUGGGCGCCUCCGAAGACGCCAAACCCAAAGACCUGUCGGAGUCGAGCUGGACGGAGACGCCCUCUUCUAUAAAGUCGAUCGACUCGAGCGAUUCGGGAAUAUUCGAGCAGGCCAAACGAAGGCGGAUAUCGCCGUCCGCCACGCCGGUGUCGGAAACGGCGUCGCCGCUCAAGAGCGAGAUGCUGACGGCGCGGGAGUGCGAGAAGAACUGCGCCAAGGACGUUGGAUACUACAGCUUCUACACACACAGUUAGACAGACAGUCAUGAUACUCGCAAAACAGUCUUUCUUUCAUAAGGGAAGUAA